Molecule: messenger RNA, 1644 nt
Organism: Stylonychia lemnae
Lineage: Eukaryota; Ciliophora; Spirotrichea; Sporadotrichida; Oxytrichidae
Source: the annotation of a GenBank genome assembly
AUGACUGGCUAGAAUUAUGAGGAUUAAAUAUACUCAACGAAAGACGCCAUCGAAAUUGUGUGGACUUUAGUCUCUACUGCUAUGAUAUUCUUCAUGUAGAGUGGAUUUGCCUUAGUAGAGGUAGGAAGUGUAAGAGCAAAGAACGCCCAGAGCAUUUUGAUUAAGAAUCUGUGUGAUUCUGCUAUUGGAUGUAUAGGAUUUUGGCUUGUUGGCUAUGCUUUCGCUUUCGGAGACGUAAAGUAUGUGAUUGGCUUUGGAAGUGAUUAUUUCGCAUCAAGCAAUUUCAAGGAAUUGGAGACAGACAACUACAAAUGGUUCAUUUUCUAAUAUUCCUUUGCUGCAACAUCAGCUACUAUAGUAUCAGGUGCUCUUGCUGAAAGAUGCUAAUUAGCUACCUAUUUGUGUUUCUCAUUCUUAAUGACUAGCUUCAUAUAUCCAGUCGUUGUCUCUUGGAUUUGGGCUGACUAAAGUUGGGGAACUGGAUGGCUUAAAAAUAUCGGCUUUAUAGAUUUCGCAGGCUCAGGGGUAGUACAUAUGGUUGGAGGAGUUUGCGCUGUCUGGGGUGCUAAAAUUCUAGGAGAGAGAUAUGGAAGAGAAAAAAUGAGAAGAGUAGAAAAGAUGAGGAGCGAGGGCAGCUUGGGCAAUGUUGAUCAUUACGUAGGUCCUGCUGGUAGAAAUAGCAUUUCCUGGAAUGAUCAUGAAUUCUAGGAGGUUUUAUAGCAUGUCAAGGGAGAUUAUAGAGAGGCAUUCAAAGAAUGGAUUUCAACUCAAUAACCAGAAUUCAAACCUCACAACCCUGCCUUAAUAGUAACUGGUACACUUUUGCUUUGGGUUUGCUGGCUCUUCUUUAAUGGAGGUAGCGCUGUUAUAUUCAGUCCACGCAAAAAUGCUCCAGCCAAGGUUAUUAUGUGCAAUGUUAUCUCAGCAGCUGCUGGAGGUUUAUUCGCUGUGUUUUUCAAGCCUAGAAUUUGUGGUACUUACUCUUUUGUUUCUCAGUAUGACCCAGGCACAAUCUGCAAUGGUAUUAUAGUUGGAUUAGUAUCAUGCACAGCAUCUUGUGAUAAAAUAGAAGUCUGGUCUGCCUUUUUGAUUGGAACUAUCGGAUCUACUUUUUAUUCAGUUGGCUGCUUGCUACUACAAAAAUUCAAUAUUGAUGAUCCACUUGAAGCUUCUGCUGUUCAUCUGGGCGGAGGAACUUGGGGUGUUAUGGCAGUUAGCUUCUUUAACAAUGAAGUAGGUUUAUUCUAUGAUGCAUAAGCUGGUAUAAAGUAAUUUGGUCUCUAAUUACUAGGAGCAAUCGCUAUAGCUUGCUGGGUUUCUUUAAUAGUCGCUCCCUUCUUUUUGACCAUGAAGAAGUUUAACUUACUAAGAGUUCCAAAGGAGAUUGAAGUAGUUGGACUUGAUAUUUCAGAGCUAGGAGGAGUUCCAGAAGAAGUUUAUGCAAAACUAAGAAAAGACUUUGGCUUCCUUACUCCAAACUAGUCUCCAAUGCAAUCAUUUAAUAGAGGCGUUAAAAGAAGUAUGGUUGAUGAUCUUUUAACUGAAUCCAUAAAUAAAGACAAUGAAGAAUAAGUCAAGCAAAGAGUGGUAUUUAGCAAAAAUCUAAAGGCCGAUCACGAGACUAGCAAAUUCGGCCUGGAUUGA